Molecule: messenger RNA, 2861 nt
Organism: Magallana angulata
Lineage: Eukaryota; Metazoa; Mollusca; Bivalvia; Ostreida; Ostreidae
Product: cysteine dioxygenase type 1-like
Exons: 4
Coding region: 217-879 (220 amino acids)
Biological process (GO): L-cysteine catabolic process
Molecular function (GO): ferrous iron binding; cysteine dioxygenase activity
Source: RefSeq, a predicted model, not a curated record
UGGGUCAAGGUCGUCUGGUUGUUUCGUCAAUACACACUAAACUAACCAACGUCAACACAUAGGUCUAGUUUUGCCCAGAUUAUCAACGAGGAAGGUUCGCUAAAUAUACGGCUGAAAACUUUACAAGAAAAAAAGAAUUUUGUAAAAGUGUUAUUUUAUUUUUAGACGAAUUUAUUGGAAAAACUAUCCAUCUUUCUUAGAAACGACAAUUUGUGAAUGAUGGAAAUUUCCGAUACAGGAGGAAUGGAGAAAAUGAUGUACACCGACCCUAAAACGAUCGUUCCCCCUAAAAACUUGGACGAGUUAAUAGAAGAACUGCACAAAGUGUUUGACAGUGACCAUGUGAACGUUGAAUAUGUGACGGAGUUGAUGGCCUCGUACAAAAGUAACCCAAAAGAUUGGAAGAAAUUCGCCAUCUUCGACCUCCAUAGAUAUACGAGGAACUUGGUGGACGCAGGGAACGGAAAGUUCAAUCUGAUGGUGUUGUGUUGGAACACAUCACAGGGGUCAGCCAUCCACGACCACGCAAACGCUCACUGUUUCAUGAAAGUGCUGGACGGCCACUCGCAAGAGGAACUGUUUGAAUGGCCGACCGGGAGCGUGGAUGACGGGGAAAUGAAGUCAAAAGGGAAAAAGUUGUACGAGAGGGAUCAAGUGGCCUAUAUCAGUGAUACUAUUGGUCUUCAUCGAGUGGAAAACCCCAGCCACUCCGACACAUCGGUCACACUUCAUCUGUACUCUCCACCCUUCAGCGAGUGUCAGAGCUUCGACGAGAGAACGGGAAAUGCUCGCAAGGUUCAAGUCACAUUCUGGAGCCAGUUUGGAAAGCGAACACCAUGUGCAAAGUUACCAAGUUCCUGUGUUCCUGAGAACAAUUAAACCUUCUACCAUUGAAGAGUUACACAAAAGGUGAACAACUCCUGAGUAAUCACCUGUGUGUUACUUCGAACAUUGUGCAAGGAAACCAAAAGAAAUGAAGAGCAGAUACAUUGCGACUUGUGUCAGAACAAAAUAUUGCAAACCUUUGUAUAAACUGGUGUUAAAAUUAGGAAUUUAAAAAGAAAAGGGAUGCUUUAAAAUGUUUUCAGUUGCAAUGUUAUAUUUGCUUUAAGAAGCCACAAAUAUGCAUAGCAAUGAAUUUUUUGUUGCAUUAUUUUUUAUUUGAUUCUGUGUUGAAUCUAAAAGUAGAUUUGUUUUUGAAGAUGUACCGUAUGUAAUCAGAGUGUAUACAACAUUUAAAAAUGUGGUCACUUAACUUGAAGGCUUUAACAUCAUAUCUAUCUAUUAAUAUGCUUGCAAAUGUAUAUAUAACUCAAAGAGUAUUAUUACAUGUAUUCCGGAACUUUUGUUGUUAAGAUUUGUUAGCUAUUUUUACUCUAAACCUGUUUUUUUGUGUACAAGGGUAAAUGAACUUCAUUAAUCUUUAUGAAAGCUUUGUAUGUAAAUGUACAACAAAUUUAUUUUUGUUCAUUUCUAUUUUUCUUUUAUUUUACACUAAGUGGGUAUAUUUUAAAUUUUCUAAUGGAACUUUGAUUUCCUCUCUCUGUCUCUGUCUGUCUGUCUCUCUCUCUCAGUGCUGUAACAGUUUGGUUUUAAAAUUAGAAUAUGGUAGAAGUAGGCGUAAUAUGUGGCUUAGAUGUGGUGCACAAUUUUUAGUAGAUAUUUGCAUUAAUUGGUGUCAUCUUGCAGUUUGACUGCAACUUUAACCUGACUAUUUGGGUACAUGCACUCGGUAUUAAAAUAUAACCAAUUGAAAGACGGAUCCCAGAGAGGUCCCUUAAAGGGGGAUUUUUUGGCACGAACUCCCAAAUAUCCUUUGACAUUGGUACUCAAGAGUGAUGUUUCAUUCAGUGACUCUUCUUGAAUAUGUUCCUUAAGAAUGAUGAAUCUUAUGUAAACUUUCAUAUUGACAAUAUUUAUGCUAUAUAAAGCUAAUUUCAGGUUAAUAUGUAUGUUCUUUAUCUACCUUUUUUAUGACACAGGUAUUUUUGUUGGCAUUUUGAUUUGCUCAAACUUUAUAUGAAUGUUAAAUUAAAGAAAUAUAAAAACACUAUGUAUAGGUCAUGUUUUUCAAAUGAAUUCUUGUAGUAACUGAUAAAUAUGCGAUCUGUACUCUUAUUAUGAUACAUACGGUAUACAAAUUCUUAUUAUGAUACAUACGGUAUACAAACUCUUAUUAUGAUACAUACGGUUUACAAACUCUUAUUAUGAUACAUACGGUUUACAAACUCUUAUUAUGAUACAUACGGUAUACAAACUCUUAUUAUGAUACAUACGGUAUACAAACUCUUAUUAUGAUACAUACGGUAUAUACAAACUCUAAUUAUGAUACAUACGGUAUACAAACUCUUAUUAUGAUACAUACGGUAUACAAACUCUUAUUAUGAUACAUACGGUAUAUACAAACUCUUAUUAUGAUACAUACGGUACACAAACUCUUAUUAUGAUACAUACGGUAUACAAACUCUUAUUAUGAUACAUACGGUAUACAAACUCUUAUUAUGAUACAUACGGUAUACAAACUCUUAUUAUGAUACAUACGGUAUACAAACUCUUAUUAUGAUGAAUAUGACAUCUGUGCUCAUUAUUAUUAAUACUGUAUCAAUUCUUAAGGCAGCUGCAAAAAAAACAAAAAAUGGAAUACUCUCUCUUGUUUAAACAAUUAAGCCCCCCCCCCCGAUGCUACGUGUCUGAAAUAAGAUUUGUCAAACUUAUGCACAGAAUGAAUGAUGUGGGAAGAUUUCAUUUCAUUUUAUACUUCAUUGUUCUAUCUGUAAGUUUUCAAAACAUACUGUAGAUUCCUUAUUUUACGCGAGUACUUAAUUCCGUGUUACACCGGUUUUCCAUCAAAGUGCCAGAAC